AUGGCCGAAGAAUUGGGCGAAAAACGCCCUCAUCGCAUAACAGAAAGCGACGCGACCAUUAUCACUGCCGAAGCGGACGCGCCCAUUGUCCCGCUAACCGAAGCCUCAGACAAGGACGAUGGUGGCUUCCAGAUCGACCUCGAGUCCAAGGACGUAGAGAGUGCCAAGACGCGUCUGUACACAAUCACCAACGAAAAAGGCGAGGAAGAAAAUAUCCCCGAGGACGACCCGCGCAUCAGCAGCAUCCCGAGCUAUGUGCGCCGCGUGGUCAACUUGACGGAUGACCCGGCUGAGCCGACCAUGACGUUUCGCUACUUUCUGUUGACGAUCCUCUUCGUCGCGCCAGGCGCUUUCCUGUCUCAAAUGUCGCAUUUCAGAACCACGUCGGCACCGUAUAGUGUCUUUUUUGUCCAGAUUGCGUCCAACUAUGUCGGGAAAUGGCUGGCGCAUGUGCUUCCGGCGUGGGAAAUCAAGAUUCCUUUUACCAAAAAGAGCUUCAACCUCAACCCUGGCCCGUUUAGUACCAAGGAGCAUGUUCUUGUAACCAUCUCGGCUGCCAGUGGUGCGACUUACAAUCUUGGAUAUACCCCGAUAUCAAUGUCGGAGCUGUACUUCAACGAGCCUGUGAAUGGGGCCGUCGCUACCUUUUUUAUGUUGGCGAUUACCUGGACGGGCUAUUCGUACGCAGCCCUGGCCCGGCAAUUCUUAAUCUAUGACCCUCAGUAUCCUUGGUUCCAAGCGCUGUGCCAAACAGCUCUCUUCGAGACGCAGCGGAAACAGAGAGAGCACCCGACGCCCCUCUCCCGCAAACAAAUGAAGGUCUUUUUCGGCGUCCUCGUUGGCAUCAUUCUCUGGCAAUUUCUGCCCGAAUUCGUCUUUCCUUUUUUGGGCUCGCUCGCCUUUCUCUGCUGGGUCGCGCCGCACAACGCGACGGCCAACUUUAUCGGCAGCGGUUUCGGUGGCAUGGGCUUCCUCAACCUGUCGCUAGACUGGUCGAGUAUCUCGGCGGGUACGAGUCUGUUUUUAACCCCGUUCUGGACGCAGGUCAUCAUGUUUGCUGCUUUUGCGGUGAGCUGUUGGGUCAUCAUCCCAGCCGCCAAGUUUGGCAAUAUUGCGACGUGGAACCACGAGCUCAUGUCCAACCGCGUUUUCCAAAAAAACGGGACCCGAUAUCCUCUCGCCCAACUACUGACUCCCGAAAUCACCCUGAAUAGGACAGCCUACGAAGAAUAUGGUCAGCUGUACUCUGGACCACAGUACCUUUGGAACAUGUUUUUCGACUACGCCGCGUACACUUCUGCCAUUGUCUGGAUUAUUCUCUUUGGCCGUGACCAGAUCAAGAGCAGCUGGGACAAGUUCAAGGAGCGGCGCGGCAGCAAAUCGGCUGGCAAGAUUACGGAGCAGUACAAUGACCAGAUCAACAUUCUACAGCGUCGCUACGACGAGAUUCCACUGUCUUGGUUUCUUGCUUUAUUUCUGGCGUCGUUUGUCAUCAUGAUUGCCAUUCUGGCCAAGGGGCUCUUGUUUGUGCCAACGUGGACGUACAUUGUGGGCAUUUUGACCGGUGCCGUCAUUGUCAUACCGUUGGCGUGGCUGUAUGCGCUCUCCAACUUUCAGCUGCCGAUUGGGACAGCCAACGAACUGUUUUACGGUCUGAUGAUUUCGAGCGUAUCCGGUCAUAAGAAUCCUUGCGGGGCUAGCACGUAUGGUGCUAUUGCCGGUGAUGCAUGGUAUCGGGCGCAACUUAAUUUGCAAGAUAUGAAAAUAGGCAACCCCAAAGCGGUAUUUCUGAGCCAAAUCAUUGGCACCCUGAUAGGAAUCCCUAUCAACUAUGCCACCAUUCGCUGGGUUCUCGACACAAAGCGAGAAUACAUCUCCGGUGCCAAGGAAGAUCCCACCCGACAGUGGACCGGCCAAGCCCUCGCGGGCUACCUUUCCAGCGGCGUGCAGUACGUCCUCAUCGGCCCCAAGGAGCUCUUCAAGCAGGAAAUCUACAAGCCCGUGCCCUACGGCUUUCUCGUCGGCGCCAUUGCGCCCAUCAUCAUCUACUCGCUCCACAAGUUGUUCCCGCGGGCCAAGUUCCACCUCUGGAACACGACCAUUUUCUUCUCCGGCAUGUCGUCCUUUUACGGCAACAUCAGCACUGGGUACACGUCGAGCUUUAUCGGCGGCAUCGUCGUCAUGUACUGGGCCUUUCGGUACCGGUACGACCUUUGGGCGCGCUGGAACUAUAUUCUGGCGGCCGCGUUUGACGCGGGCUUCAACUUUAACAUGCUGCUUGUGUUUUUGUGCUUUGGCGCGGGCAAGAUUGUGGCCAUGCCACACUGGUGGGGAAAUAACAAGGAGAGCAGCGAACGAUGCUUUGCUCUUGAUAGCUAG
Molecule: messenger RNA, 2379 nt
Organism: Cordyceps militaris CM01
Lineage: Eukaryota; Fungi; Ascomycota; Sordariomycetes; Hypocreales; Cordycipitaceae
Product: oligopeptide transporter, putative
Exons: 7
Coding region: 1-2379 (792 amino acids)
Biological process (GO): transmembrane transport
Molecular function (GO): oligopeptide transmembrane transporter activity
Source: RefSeq, a predicted model, not a curated record